Messenger RNA from Striga hermonthica, 432 nucleotides. The record is from the annotation of a GenBank genome assembly. Lineage: Eukaryota; Viridiplantae; Streptophyta; Magnoliopsida; Lamiales; Orobanchaceae.
AUGCCGCCUCCGGAGAUAGGGGUAAAGGACGUCCAGUUUAAGGCCAUCACCCAAUCUCUGGACGAUGUGGGCAAAAAAUCGAAGGGAGAAAACCAUAAACCAGACUCCGAUGGAAAAGAUAUGAGAGAGAUGAUCAGUGAUAAAGCACAAAGAGAUAUCCACCAACCCGUCGGGAAUUUCCAGCGGUCGAUGGCGGAGGUGGUGGAGGUGCGCCUGAACGGCAGCGAGAAAGUGGAUUGGGAUUUUUUGGAAGAGCUUCUGUUUCGUUAUUUGGAUAUGAACAACGAAAAGACUCACAGGAAUGUGCUGCGCGCUUUUGCGGAUUUGGUCGUCGUCUUCCACGAGAACGAUUGGAGAUCACCGGAGCGGCAGCGUCGACCUUGGGAAGGCGUCGGAGGUGGUGGUAGGAGGCUGCUGAAAGGGGAGAAGUAG